This is a messenger RNA of Serendipita indica DSM 11827, 1122 nucleotides long. The record is from the annotation of a GenBank genome assembly. Lineage: Eukaryota; Fungi; Basidiomycota; Agaricomycetes; Sebacinales; Serendipitaceae.
AUGGCUACAACUAUUGCAUCGACUUCUCAACCAGAUUUCACCGCUGUCCCAGCAGACUCCGAGUUCGCCUCGGAACCGACGACCUCUUCAGAGCCGCUAGGGCUCCUUCUCGCUGAGACACCUGAAGAAAACUGGAUCAAACUCAAGUUUACUCACUCGGGAAAAGAAUAUACGGUUGACUUGGCCGACUCAGAUCGCGUGUUUGAUCUCAAGGCGUUGCUUGACAAACUCACCACAGUCCCUCCAGAGCGACAGAAGAUCAUCGGGCUCGUAAAGGGAAAACUCCCGCCGGACCAAGCAACGAUACGGGAUCUCAACCUGACGAACGGUAAAAAAUUUAGCCUGAUCGGUACACCACAGGGUCACGAGCACAAGGAUCCCUCGCAGCUCGAUCUCCCCGACGUCUUUAAUGAUCUGGAUAUCGACUUUUCGGCUGAUCCCAACUCAGAAGCCGUCAGGAAAUUCAAGAACGAUGCGAGAAACAAGCGUAAGAUCCGCGAGGCUGUCGCAGCGCUCAAUGUCAACCUCAUGAACCCGCUCCGCGAAGGAAAGAAGCUGCUCGUUCUCGACCUCGACUAUACAAUCUUGGACACGAAGCCUCUUACUUCUGGCGCCCUGCCACCGUCUGAAUGCGCAAGACCUGGUCUUCAUCGAUUUCUCGAGGCCAUCUAUCCCUACUACGACAUCUGUAUCUGGAGUCAAACGAGCUGGGUGUGGCUAGAGACAAAGCUUUCAGAAUUGGGAAUGGUCGGUGCUGACCAAAACUACAAGAUUGCAUUUGUACUCGAUAAGAAACCAAUGUUCACCGUAUUCUCCAAGAGGGAUGGUAAAGACUUUACCCAUCAAGUCAAGGCGCUCAAGAUUAUCUGGACAUUGUUCCCCCAAUACUCUGAGCACAAUACAAUUCAUGUGGACGAUUUGGGUCGUAACUUUGCUCUAAAUCCAAACGAAGGACUCAAGAUUUCACCAUACCGAAACGCACAUACACUGAGUGCAGGUGAAGAUCGCGAGUUGGACUAUUUGUCCAUCUACCUAGUUCACAUCGCCAAUGCAGCACCAAGCUUUACCGCUUUUCGGCACAAGGAUUGGAAAAAGAUUGUCGCUCUAAUCAACAGGCCGUGA